Messenger RNA from Aphidius gifuensis, 692 nucleotides. Its product is annotated as protein tumorous imaginal discs, mitochondrial-like. The record is from RefSeq and is a predicted model, not a curated record. Gene Ontology annotation, biological process: negative regulation of apoptotic process; mitochondrion organization. The transcript is spliced from 3 exons. Gene Ontology annotation, cellular component: mitochondrion. Lineage: Eukaryota; Metazoa; Arthropoda; Insecta; Hymenoptera; Braconidae. The coding region runs from base 147 to 692 and encodes 181 amino acids.
GAGAGAAGGCAGUUCUCUAUAGUCUGUCAACUGGCCGACUGCAUCGACUGCAUUAUUCUAGACAAUCUUACCUUUUUUUAAGGACACCAACCACACACCUACGUUGCACAAAAUCCACGUGUUUAUAUUAUUGAAAAUUAGUGAAAAUGGCAGCAUGUAAAGCUAUUGCUUCCUUAUUUGGAUCUCGAAGUUCUUUAUUUAUUAAUAAUACUAAAUUAGGAUUUAUUAAAACAAUUAUUCCAAAUGAAAGUAAAAGACAAUUUGCAACACUUACAUCUGCUUUUGGAAGGUCAUCAACAUUCAGUGAAAAUAAAUAUAUUAAAAAAAUUAAAAAUGAUCGACAAAUUCAUGUGUCAAGAAGCUGUUUAGAUGCAUCUAAAGAUAAUUAUUACAGAAUUCUUGGAAUUGAAAAAAAUAGUUCAUCAGAGGAUGUAAAAAAAGCAUACGUUUGUUUGGCUAAAAAAUAUCUUUGUGACACUGAUGAAAAUGAUCUUGAAGCUAGAAUAAAAUUUCAAGAAGUUGAACAAGCUUAUGAAGCGUUGAAAGACAAUGAAGAUAAUAACGAUAAUAACGAUAAUAAUGAAAUAGAAAAAUAUGAUAUUGGUCCAGAUCGUGUUAUGGGAUGGGCUACAAGUUUAAUUCCAUAUACUCAAUUUUUAAUGAUGGCUAGUCUAUUUGUAACGUCUUUAUAA